Ilex paraguariensis (yerba mate) is the source of this 1614-nucleotide messenger RNA. Lineage: Eukaryota; Viridiplantae; Streptophyta; Magnoliopsida; Aquifoliales; Aquifoliaceae. The record is from the annotation of a GenBank genome assembly.
AUGGAACCAUCAAGCCAUGCACACAAGAACUCGUCAGUCAUGCCACCUCUACCCAAAGACUCGCGUGGCUCGCUCGAAGUGUUCAAUCCAUCAACCCACUCCGCCAGACCAGGCUUUGUUCGCCCCCAACCCUCUUGGCAAAGCUGGGUAGAGCCCACCACCCAUCCCGAGCCGGAGCUCGCCACUUUCUCAUCCAAGUCCGGCAGGUCAAACGCCGGCGAAAUCACGUCAUGGAUGGCUCUCAAGGACCCCACUCCACCAUCACCACCACCGUCGCAACAUCAACAGCGCCAGUCAUCACCAGUCACCCAUAAGAGCUUACAGGCAAUCAUCAACGACCAGGACGGGAAAAAGUCGCCGGCGAAGUCUCAGCCACCGGGGGAAGCUGGUGUCGCAGCACAAAGAGCGGCGGAGUGGGGAUUGGUGCUGAAGACAGACACCGAGACUGGUAAACCACAAGGGGUCAAAGUAAGAACGUCCGCCGAAGAACAGAAUAAUAAGCAUGGGAGUUCUCGGAAGGACUCCGGUAAUUCAGUGCGAAGCUCCGGUGAAUUCUCAGAUGAUGGAGCAGGUAAGGAGAGGGGGUUUCCAAGGGUGUCUGAGGACUUGAAGGAUGCAUUAUCGGCAUUUCAACAAACUUUUGUGGUCUCCGACGCCACAAAACCCGAUUUUCCGAUCAUGUAUGCAAGUGCUGGCUUCUUCAAGAUGACUGGUUACACAUCAAGGGAGGUUAUAGGCAGAAAUUGCCGGUUCUUACAGGGUGCAGGUACAGAUCCGGAAGAUGUGGCAAAGAUCAGAGAAACGUUACAGGCAGGGGUUAGUUAUUGUGGGAGAUUGCUGAACUACAAGAAGGAUGGAACACCUUUCUGGAACCUCCUCACCAUUUCACCGAUCAAGGAUGAAACGGGAAAAGUUCUCAAAUUCAUCGGAAUGCAAGUGGAGGUUAGCAAGCAUACAGAGGGCUCUAAGGAGCAGAUGCUUCGUCCCAAUGGCCUGCCUGAAUCUCUGAUCCGAUAUGAUGCCCGGCAGAAGGAAAAAGCCACCAAUUCAGUAACGGAGCUACUGGAAGCAGUGAAGCAACCACCACGGGCGAGAGCUGUCAGUGAGUCGACCUAUCGUCCAUUAAUUAGGAAAUCGGAAAGUGGUACUGAACCAGAGAGGUCCGAAGCUUCUGGCCGGCGAAACUCGGAGACUAUGGUUCCGGCUAGACGUAAUUCAGUUGGUGGCACUAGAACCACAAUGCAGCGAAUCAGUGAACUGCCCGAAAAGAAACAGAGAAAAACUGGUCGUCGUUCUUUCAUGGGGUUUAUGAAGAAAAGUCGUCCUAAUACUGAAGAAGACGAGUUUGAACUUGGAGUUACUGUUAAUGAUGAUGAUGAAAGUGACGAUGAGGAGAGGGAUGAUGAGCGUCCCGAUAGUGUUGAGGACAAAGUAAGGCGGAAGGAAAUGAGAAAGGGUAUUGAUCUUGCUACAACACUAGAACGUAUAGAGAAAAACUUUGUCAUCACUGAUCCAAGGCUGCCUGAUAAUCCCAUUGUAAGACUCCUUAGUUUGUUGCCUAACAAUAAAGGUGUAUUGAUCUUGGGAUCUUUUCAGCUUAUACAAAGAUGUUAA